Messenger RNA from Trichoderma reesei QM6a, 654 nucleotides. RefSeq lists its product as uncharacterized. The transcript is spliced from 2 exons. NCBI's taxonomy places the organism in Eukaryota, Fungi, Ascomycota, Sordariomycetes, Hypocreales, Hypocreaceae. The record is from RefSeq and is a predicted model, not a curated record. The coding region runs from base 1 to 654 and encodes 217 amino acids.
AUGCUGUCCUUCACGCCAAAGCCCGUCUUCUCAUGGGACAACCGUCCCGCCGUCUCCUCCCCGCUAUCCUCAUCUCCAGUCCGCGCCUCAUCGCCUCUUUCUGCCGCCGACGAGCCGGCGCAGAGCAGCCACCCUCGCCAGAUCCAGUCGUCGCCCAUCAGGCCCAUCAACUUCAAGUACCAGGCGCGUCCCGCGCGGCCGAACCCCGUCAUCAAGAGGCGCGAGGAGGCCCAGGAGCAGAGGCGGCGCAACUUUCUGCAGAACGUCCGCCAAAAGGCCGAGGACAAGUCCUGGCAGAGGAGAGACAUUGAGGGCCAGUUUCUCAAGACAAACUGGCUUGCUAACGUCGGCCGUCUGUCCUAUGAUGCCCCCUCGCUGUCUGAGGCGGAUAUCGAGGAUGCCAUGGCCUUUUCGCAGGAGUCUGCGCAGCCCCAGAUGGACGACGACUUGAUUCCGGAGGAGCUCGUCGAGGAGGAGCACAUGCUUACGUCUUACGAAGAGGAAGUACUGGCUCAACGAGGGCAUGCGCUGCCCACUCUGGCCGAGGAGAGCGAUGAGUACGACGACAUAUUUGCCGAGCUCAUCUCACAAGAGCAGCAUCUUUCACAGCAGCAUCAUUCGUCGCAGCCUUCAAGCCAGAUGGAUAUUGAUUAA